This is a messenger RNA of Desarmillaria tabescens, 1211 nucleotides long. RefSeq lists its product as uncharacterized. Lineage: Eukaryota; Fungi; Basidiomycota; Agaricomycetes; Agaricales; Physalacriaceae. The transcript is spliced from 11 exons. The coding region runs from base 239 to 1075 and encodes 278 amino acids. The record is from RefSeq and is a predicted model, not a curated record.
UCCUAGACUACAUCGACAUAAAUCCUACUUAAGCUUUCACUAUAUUGGCGCCACUUCUCUUCUCUAUCUAUGGUUCUCUGUUCUCAGUGACACACGACGACAACGAUCCACCCUACCUCCGUCUGCUAAAUUAUCCUGCAGGGAGGGGAGAUGUCAAGCCGUGCCGAGACUCGGUGUCUGCUCUUAUAAAGGCGACCGAGCACAGGUGAUUUCCAUUUUCCUAACUCGUUCAGCAAAAAUGUCGUGGACUGUUGACGCAUGCAAGAUGAAAGCAAACCUAGAGGCUCCGGAAAACGUCUGUGCGGGUAUCAUGACGGUGACGGCACAACAAAGUUUUCUGCUCUUCGGUAUCAACGCUUGUCUAUUUGGCUAUUAUGUCUUACACAGGUUCAGAGAUUCUUGGUCUAUUCUGUGUCUCGUCACAUGGGUUUCUAUCGUUGAAUUAUUCACGUGUGCGGCGCAUAUUGCGUUGUUGCUCGAAUUCUUUGCCUCUACAUUACAUCGCACGGCCUUUGAAUUCGCGUGGGUUGCUGACAUGAUUCCGCUCAUUACUGUGUCUGCCUCUCUUCCUGUUCAACUCUUCCUAAUUUGUCGAGUGAACAAACUCUCCAAGUCGCCUGUACUUACUGGCUUUCUUGGAUUUCUUUCGCUCUUUUCGGCUCUCAUGUCUCUCGGCACGAAACGGAUUGCUCUGGAGUACGAGUGGCCUGCUGCGAUAUGUAACUUGGGACUAGCCGUAUCUCUUCUUUGGUAUCUGAAAGAAGAAAAAGAUGCCGAUUUUGAGCAACGCCUGCAAAUCAUCGUCGAAUGUGCUCUUCCGGUGGUUUUCAUUUGUAUUGGGGAUAUAAUUUUUGCUACCGUCGUCCCUCCGAGUGGCUGGCGCGGUUUAUUUGAAUUCAGCUUGUCUCGGUUGUAUAGUACUACGUUGUUUACGACAUUGAACGCCCGGGCACCAAAGGAGGCUCCUGACAUGGAUGAAGACACAUUUGUGGCUCUGGUGGAAAAGCGUGUCGCGUCUUGUGAAACGGAGGAAGAAAAGCGUGUUACCCGCGCAGUCUUGUCUUUCCUCCUAUGAGGGGGCAAAAAAUCAGUUGUCGUACUAGGAUACCCUUGAAUUUCUCUGCGUCUGGCACGCCUAGUUGUAUCAUAUGCCUAUUUAUUUUGCAUGAAUCUAAGUAACCAAAAUUUCAGUGCACCGGCAUUAACGGUCC